AUCAAGACCCAGCCGGCCAAUCCACACACACACACACACACAUACACACACCUGACUACAAAAGGAAAGAGAGAGAUUGGCUCUGCGGCUGAGUGUGCGGAUCCUUGGCGGCACAGAACACAGCAGAAUUGAGACGGUGAAAGGCCGAGUUGGUGUGAAUAAGAGAGCAUUGUGGUGACUGGCUGUGUGUGCUGUGGAAACCUUGUGAGCUGGUGUGUGAGUGAGGUGGGGAGCAGCAGCAGCAGCAGCAGCAGCCAUGGGGUUCAGAACACAUGCACAGUUUGUGGCUCGGACAGUGCUGGUGAAGAACAACAAUGUGGAUGAAGGCAUGCGUGUCAUCAACAGGAUAAUGUCAAAAGAAGGUCUUUUUGAGCGGUACAGAUUAACAAGGUUCUAUGAGAAGCCAUAUCAGACUCGGCGGCGCAUCAAUUAUGAGAAGGCCAAAGCGAUAUACAAUGAAGACAUGAACCGCAAAAUUCAAUUUGUCAUGAGAAAGAACCGUCAUGAUCCGUGGGUAGGGUGUGCAUGAGGGCUCUCCACCGCUGCUGAGGCCACCUGCACUGUGGUUUGUCAUCUAGGUCUGCAUACAUUUAAGGACCAUAUUCUGAAACACUUAUGCGGUGCACCUCCACGACUUUCAAAAGGCUGUAGUUGAAAUGACACAAGUUUUUAAUAGUGUUUUUAUGGUUCUAGUGACAGAUUAACAUUUCUACAUUACAGCAAAGGUCCUGUCUUCUGGCAUCCAAUGUUUCAAUGCUUUUGCAAAAUACGCCAAGUAUCCGUUAUAUGCGAGGGUUACUUUCUGCAAAAAGCUUGCUGUCUUUGACAGGCAAAUGUUAUUUUCCAAUUCUUUUUAUUGCAAAACAAUAGAAAAUGUCCAUUAUUCCUGUCAAUCUUUUAGAGCUUUUGUGGCUUUUAGAAUGAAUUUUUGCCCCAAAAUAGCUAAAUUUCACCAUUUUCCAGAUGCUGUCACUGAGAAUUUCUUUGCUCCUUUCUUGAUGAAUUGACCACAAACGUAAAAGAAUGCAUCUGGAGAUUGCAGCCUCUUGAUGCCAUUUCACCUCUUGUAAUGUCUUCUCAGGCAGCCAAAGCAGAACCGAGGGAGAGGGGAAUGAGUCUGGCAGCGAAAAUGUGGCUGUCUGUAUACUGAUGCAGAAUGUGAUUAUCAAACACAAAUAGACGUGUAAAAUUCUGGAGUCUCAAAUGUUAAAUUAAAAUGUACAUGGUUUUUUUCUAGUAUAUCAUGUACUGUAUAUUCAUAUCUAUUUUGAAUCUUACUGAAGGGAAAUCAGGACAUGGAUAUUAUACUCAAAGUUAUAUGUAUCCCAUUCAGGGUAGAGCUUCUAUGAGUCUUGAUGGCCCAGAGCUGCUGAUUGCUUCUGGGGAGACACCCAAAGUCUAUGAUGUAAGCUGAUAAUUAGCUACCUGAGGAUUAACUUUAGGAUCAGAGGGAGGAAAAGGUUAAUUAUAGGUGAGGAAAGUGCAAGAAAACAUUUGCACCUGCCACCUUCUAGUGUGAGGUGGCCAUCAUAUCUCACCAACCAGUUGCACCAGUGCUGCUACUCGCAUGAUAGUGAAUUUUCUCACAAAACAAAUACUUGGCACAUUUAGGUUAGUUGCAUAUGAGCGAAUUUUUUAAUAUUUUGAACUUGCAUGUAUUGAAUACCCAGUGUAGUCCCAUUUCAAAAGUUUUCUGAUCUUUUGGCAUAUUUCCGAAAGUUAUUAAUACGACAAAUUUAAAAAUGGCACUGGAGCACUGUGAUCAUCUGCCAUCAUUUGUAGGCUCUCCUGCUAGCUACAGCACUCAUUUGUAUGAUGGUGUGAGUGGUGUAUGAGAAUAUUUGUGGUGUAAACUUGGAAUAUAUGAAUAAAGUACUAGACUGAGGAGGAGAGGAAAGGGAUAUUAGCAAUCCAAAGCACAACAGGCACAGAGUUAAAAAAAUAUAAGAACAAGUCUGUUGUGUUUACACUGCUAUGUUUGUUUUUCCACUGUCCAUGUGAAUGAAAAUCCACCAGUGGUUGAGGAGCAGACUGACCAGCAGAUUAAGUGUGAAAAAUCCUGCUGCUAUGGAGAUGUAAGAAGAGGAAAGUGAGGAGGAAGAAGAACCAGAGAAAGUUUCAUGUGAAGAAGCUUGAAAAAUCCCAGUUUAUUUAUCUAAUUUGUUAAGGCCAAACUGAUUUUUUUUUUUAGAAUAUGCCAUGAAAAGUUUUGUGAUCUCUAUAAAAAUAUGUCUUGGAUAUGUUAGUUGUGGUUUCUGCAAUUAAGUAAAUAAUUAGUAGCCUGUGUUCUUAUUUAUUCAUUGCUAAUAUUGCAAAUGAAAUUCACAUAUAAUCUUUUGGCAUAUUCAAUGUUGCAGCACCUGUUCAGUUUCGUAAAUGCCAAAAGACAGGACUUUUAUUGUAUUAACAGGAGAAGCACUCUUGAGAACCCAGUUCAUAAUCUCUGUGGUGUUUGAAAAUAGUCAUGGUGAGAGAGAGUAGAGCAGGCCUAAAAUGUAGGGAGAUAUGUUAUACCUAAGUAGAGAGUAGAGCAGGCCUAAAAUGUAGGGAGAUAUGUUAUACCUAAGUACUCAAGUAGACAUUUAAAAUUUAUGAAUUGUGCCAGUUGAGAAAGGAGAAAUAAAUAAAAUAUACUGCUUCAAUAAA
Scylla paramamosain (green mud crab) is the source of this 2646-nucleotide messenger RNA. RefSeq names its product small ribosomal subunit protein bS21m-like (gene mRpS21). NCBI's taxonomy places the organism in Eukaryota, Metazoa, Arthropoda, Malacostraca, Decapoda, Portunidae. Gene Ontology annotation, biological process: translation. Gene Ontology annotation, molecular function: structural constituent of ribosome. The transcript has 4 exons. The record is from RefSeq and is a predicted model, not a curated record. Bases 257 to 529 code for a protein of 90 amino acids. Gene Ontology annotation, cellular component: ribosome.